Messenger RNA from Ruditapes philippinarum (Manila clam), 2883 nucleotides. RefSeq names its product thrombospondin-1-like. The record is from RefSeq and is a predicted model, not a curated record. The transcript has 4 exons. Lineage: Eukaryota; Metazoa; Mollusca; Bivalvia; Venerida; Veneridae. Gene Ontology annotation, molecular function: protein binding. The coding region runs from base 213 to 1514 and encodes 433 amino acids.
CUAUUAUUUUCUAAUAGUGUUCUGAUGUAUAAGUUCUUCCACAGCUAUUUGUACGCUUAUAUAAAAGUAGGUGAAGGUAAGCUUCGUUUGAAUGCAGACAUCUGUCUGGAUCUUUUAGUAUUAUAAAGCUGGAGUUUUAUUUCUUUGCUACGCAAUAUAUAAUUUGCAGCAAUUGAAAAAAGACUUAAUACCUGAGACGGAAGCAUUCAAAAAUGGAUAAAAUAAAACUUGUCAUUGUCAUGGUUGCAAUUAUUGUUGAUGAAAUGAAUUGUGACACUGACUGUGAUUGUAAAACAAUAAAGGAGCUACAAGAAUCUAUGCAGAAGGAGAUUUUUCAAAAUAAGUUGGAAAUAUCAAGAAUGAAUUCCCGUCUUCGGAAUAUAGAAGCAUCAAAGAGGCAUUGGACUGGAACAAAUAACAAGGCAUCGAAUAAAGAAUCCGACGGGCUUUCAACUACUAAAAGCAAUACUAUUGACACAUUAGAAGCUGAAGUGACAAGGGUUAACAGUACAGACGUUAAUAAAGCAACUAUACAAUCAAGACUUUUAAAGCUAAUUGAAGCGAAACUUUCGUCACUUUCUCUUCAAGUUCAAGAUUUGAAGAAGCAUGAUUCCAAAGAAUAUGUGCUGGAAACGAUUGUAAAUAAAACAUUAUCCUCGGAGAAAAGAAGCCGGAAAAAGUUUGAGUCGGUAUUGAAAACUGUCGUGAAAAACAUCAACAAUUCUGUUAGUGAAAUAAGGACGGAAACAGAAAGCUUAAUGGACAAAUAUAAUGAAACGUUUGUUAAAGGAUGUGACAAGUCUAUUGGAGCGAUGAAAGUAGUUACGGUGAACAUCAACAAAACAAUGUAUGAAGAAAUUAACAUCAUAACCGAGGCUUUGAAUCAUCUGACGGAAAAAUUGUCUGAAGCAAAUAAAAAAGAUGGUGAAUGGUCAAGUUGGGAAAACUGGGGUUCAUGUAGUGUCAGUUGUGGAGGUGGUAUUCAAAGUCGUCUAAGAACAUGUUCUAACCCAAGACCAUCUUUAUUAGGAAGAUAUUGUAGCGGAACUCCCGACGAGACAAGAACUUGUAACAAACGCCAGUGUGAAGGACAAAACGUGGCAUUUACAGCAGACAAUUUAGAUAAAAGCUCAUCAUCAUCAUCUACUACCCUUGUGUUCAGAACAGUAUACAUUAACUACGGCAAUGCAUACAACAAAUCAACAGGGGAGUUUACUUGUAAAGUCCCUGGAUUAUAUUAUUUUGCUGUAACGCUAACAAAGAACUAUUUUGCUAAAGUGGAUUCGGUUAACGCUGAAUUAAACAUCAAUGGUAUCAAUAAAUUGAAUAUGCACUGGGACCAAUAUGAUCACGACGACAAGUUUGAAUAUGGAGCGAUCCCGUUAACACAGUCUAGAACAUUUCACCUGAAUAAAAAUGAUGUUGUAGAUAUUUUGGGUAUUCCUAACCAUUUUUGUGAUAACCUUUUUAGAUCUACAUGUACAUUUACAGGAUACUUGAUAACACCCGAUUAAUUAUAUAUCAUAUUAUGUGUGAGAAAAUAAAUCGUCAUUAAAUGAUUUAAUGUAUAGAUACAUGUUUAAACACAUGCACGUAUAAUAACUUAUGCAGGCUGUCUAUGCAAAUUCAUAUUAUCGUCGUUAACUUCUAAAAUGAUGAUUGUUGAAAUAAUUUAAAAUGACAUUUUAUUUUGAUGUUCCGUCACAAUCUAUUAUUAUCUUUUUUGAAAUAAAAAAUACUUACUUGAAUACUCACUUAAAGUAGAUAGACAUGUACAAAGAGAAUAUUGCGGUCAAAGCACAAUUGUAUUAAGAAACAUUACAUGAAGAUGGUUUAAUUGUAUAUGAGGUGAAUGAAUGUAUUACAGGUGACUUAAAUGUAUUAAAGGUAAAUAGUUUGUACAAGAAGUAAAAUAAUUGUAUAAGAGGUAAAUAUAAUGAUUUAGAUGUGACUGUAUUGUAUAAGUAGGGACUGGAUUGUAUUUGAAAUGACUUAUUUCUAUUAGAGAAUUGACGAAUUGUGUAACAAGUGACAAUGGUGUUACAUGUAAAUAAAUUGUAUUAGAGGUGUCUUCAUUGUACGAGAGAUGACCGGAAUGUAUAAGAGGUGAAUAAAUAGUAUUAAAUGCAAAAAAGAAUUGUAUAAAAAAUGUUUUUAAUUGAAAUUUCUAGGAUUAUAUAGCAUUACUUUAAACCAUUUGACUCGUAGAAGUCUAACGUCAGAAAAUAAUAUGUUGGUCAUGUGUCAGAACACAUGGAUCACGUGCAAUGAUUUCAUAAAAGGUCAAACUUCGUUUUGAUUGUAGAAAAUGCAAGUUCUCUUUACUCUCACUACCUUUAGAAACAUGAACAUUGAUGAUUAUCAAGAAAUGUCAAUAUAUUCAGAUAUAGGUUAAUUCACAUAAAGAAUUUUAAUGAUUUAAAAUAUAUUUGAUCUUGUGUAUGAAUAAUGUAAAUAGAUUUUGUCAAUCGCAGCAUUUUGUUGUUAAUGUAGCCAGAUGUGUUAAACGACAAAAUUAGACCACAUUAAUAUUGAAUAUUUAUGCAUAGGUAUUACUUCCAGUCGGUAUCAUAAUUUGUUCCUUAAAAAGAAUAACUACUUCUGACCGAAUGCAUAUAUGCCAAAGUCAUUUUAUACUUCAUUGCGGCCCAGCGGGAAAGUAUAGACAUUCACACACUUCAAUCCCGCAGAAGGGAGAAAAAGGUUUUAAUUAUUUUCCGUGCUAUGUCACUCUUGGAAAUGUGACCAUUUUUACAAAUAAUCUAUUCAUUUUACAAAGAGCCAUUUGUCUUAUCUUUACACAGAGUCUGUUUGUCUAAUAUUUUUUAAGUCUUUUGGUGUAAUCGUUUCAAUCUGUUUGAGUAAUAUUUACACAAAGACUUU